Molecule: messenger RNA, 354 nt
Organism: Spirometra erinaceieuropaei
Lineage: Eukaryota; Metazoa; Platyhelminthes; Cestoda; Diphyllobothriidea; Diphyllobothriidae
Source: the annotation of a GenBank genome assembly
AUGGUCGAUAGUGGUGUCCCCCAGGAUUCAGUGCUGGGACCCAUUUUUUUCCUUAUCUACGUGGACGAUGUCGCAAGAGCUUUAGAUCGCGAAGUAACAAUGUUUGCGGAGGGCAUGAAGAUAUUGAGUGUAAUUCGGGGUCCUGUUGACGAAGACAGACUGCAGAUGAACCUGAAUCAGUUGGAGCAGUGGUCAAACCGUUGGCUCCUGCGGUUCAACGUUGCCAAAUGUAGCAUACUUCGCCUAGGCAACACAGCCAGAUCCGCCAGCACCAGAGGCUACUUUCUGGGCGGUGCAGCUCUACAAGAGGUCGAAGCCCAAAAGGACCUCGGUGUGCUGACGCAUGUUCCCUAA